UGGACGUGUGCAGUUUCAGCUGUAUGGGUCGUCUGCUGAGGUUCGGCUUCUCUGCCAUGUUUGGUUUCGGUGGGCGGACGCUCGCUUUGGCAGAGAGACACCGCUGGAUGCCACCCAGCCAGCGCCGCGAGUUCGCUCUCAUUAAAACACUGGCAAAGCUCAAACCUGAAGACUGUGAACUGUCCUUUUUAACCGCCAAAGAAGCUGACGAUCAUAAAAAGUGAAGGUGACUGGCAAAGCAGAAAUGGUCUGUUCCUCAAUAUCAGCAUCAUGGCUAUUCCCUGCCUGUGCUCCAUGGCCCCCAGAGGCCUGGCUCCAAACACCAGGCUGAACAACGGCAGUAUGGCGCUGAUAUCAGUUGGCAACACCUCCAGGUCAGAGUUCAUCAAGCACUUGAAGAGAUACAACAGCACAAACAACCAGUUUGGUUUCUCCUUCAUUGAGACUCACAGCGUGAAGGCGGUCAGACUCCGGCCAAGCUCUCAGAGCAGCUGGACUGAUGACGUUUCAGAGGAAACGAAGAGAGCGAUUCAAAAAGCACACCCAUCAUCUCCUCUGAAGGAACGUACCCCUGGAACAUCGACGGAGAUCUGCUGGACGUCUCGUCUGAGCUCCUCAUCAGAGUUCACCCUCAGCUCCUCACACUCUUCGGAUCAGACGUGGAGGAGGCCGAGGAGACGCCGGUGAAAUGCAGCUGUAUCUGAACACACACUCACACACGCACGCACAGAAACUGCACAGAGAAAUGCUUUAACAUGUAUAGAGACCAUUUUAUGACAACACAAAAACACACACAGUACAUUCCAGUGCAUAAAAACUUAAAUUAAACCAAAGUACAUUUUUUUAAACAUAAAUUUGUAUCAUUUUUAAAAACUUAACUUAAUAAAAAUACACACAAAAAAAGCAAUGUGCUUUUUAUGCAUACCAUUCCCUGAACUGU
Molecule: messenger RNA, 940 nt
Organism: Danio aesculapii
Lineage: Eukaryota; Metazoa; Chordata; Actinopteri; Cypriniformes; Danionidae
Product: ceramide kinase-like protein
Exons: 6
Coding region: 271-687 (138 amino acids)
Source: RefSeq, a predicted model, not a curated record